ACACCCCCUCCUCCUCGUCUCUCUGUCAACGCAAACAAAAAGAGCUUCUCAGGAAGCUUCCUACUAUCUCACCAAUUCGCAUUUCCCCCACUUUAAAGGGCAUCUCUCUCUCACUCUUCUUUCUCUCUCUAUCGUCUUACUAUUCCUGUUUGUCUCUCUGGAUUCUCUGUCAAUCGAUUCUCUGUGUAUUGUGGGCAUCAGCAUCGGAAGUUACCAACAUAUCUGUUUCUCUCUCUACUCUCUGUUUCUCUCAAUAUUCUCUAUCUUCCUAUUGUUGGGAGGAAGGAGCUAGGGGCGAGCUUGCCUGCAACUCUGUUAGAUCUUCAUCUAAGGGAGCCCUGUGCCAUUCAUAAUCUCUCUCUCUCUCUACUUUUCUUCCUAAUCUUUGUGUGGAUGGAUCAAAAUGGCACCUGGUUCACGAAGAAGAGGCUCCCAAUCUACAGAUACGAAACCAGAAAGCGCAAAAAAUCAAGCGAUCAAACCGCUGAUUUCUCUUGGGACGAUUUGAACCAAGACCUUCUCGAAAGAGUGCUCUCAUGGCUCCCCACCUCGAGCUUCUUUCGCCUACGUUCAGUGUGCAAAAGAUGGAGUUCGGUUUCUCUCUCGAAAACCUUCAUGCUUGCCUGCUCUCAAGUCCCCAAAAGAGAGCCAUGGUUCUAUAUGGUGGAUCCCAAUUGUAGCAAACCCAUCAUAUAUGACACAGCCCAAAGCAAAUGGUGCAAUAUCAACCAUCCUGAGCUUUUAGAAACCAACAAUGGCCUUUUACCAGUGGCCUCUUCAGGUGGAUUACUGUGCUUCCGGUCAUUUUCCGGUGAAUUUUUUAUCAGUAAUCCAGUUAGUGGCUCACACCGAAAAUUACCCCAUGUAGAUAUCGAAGAUACUGUCCAUGCCAUAGCCAUGUCAUCCUCUUCAUUGUCAUCAUACAAACUUAUCUUAGUCCAUGGCGACCCAUCUUCUCUUACUGUAAAAACAUUUGACUCUACUUUGGACCACUGGACCGUUUCCAUGCUUCACCGGAAAACCAAAUUCCAGCAACUAGCUUUGCCAGAAUCUGGCGAUGAAUAUGGGGAUGAGACCCUUUACUAUUUGAGUAAGGCUGGAGAUGUAGUGGCCACUGAUAUGCAAAGAAGUCCCUCUAAACAGUUCUCAUCGGUUGUGAUCACGGAGAAGAAUGGGAAUGAAGUCCUCUACUUUUUGAGCCAGUCAGGGAGGGUGGUGGGGUGCAAUUUGAGUGAGGGGUUUUGGUAUGAAUACCCCAAGAUUUUACCCCCCUUUUUCGAGCACUCACUAGAUUUAGUAGAGUGUAGAGGAGAGAUGUUAGUGGUUGUUAUGUCGGAGCUUUUAGAGAGCGCUAGCCUUCGAGUUUGGAGGUUCAGCGAAGAAAAAGGACUGUGGGUUCAGGUUGGGGCUAUACCCCCCUCUAUGUCCCAUGAAUUUUAUGGGAAGAAGGCUGAUAUAAACUGUGUUGGCCAUGGAAAUUUGAUAAUGGUUUGUGUUAGUAGUGUGAGUUGUGGUUUUAAUUGUGAGGUUUUGUGUAAUUUGGAGGAGAAUUCAUGGGUGGAGUUGCCUGAGUGUUUCAUUUCAGGGAAGCCCAAGGAGUUUGUGUCUGCAUUUUCAUUUGAACCAAGGUUGGAGGCCUGUGUGUGAAGAAGUGGGGGAUUUUGUGAUUUGGUUUCUUUGAGAUAUAUUUGGCUGUUUAGAUUUGUUGUACAAGCUGCUUGUUGUACAAUUGCGAUGGGAGUUUGGCUGUAAUCUGUGUAAACUAACUCUGGUUUUUAAUGGAGUUUCUAUGUCUGA
This is a messenger RNA of Amborella trichopoda, 1797 nucleotides long. RefSeq names its product F-box family protein. NCBI's taxonomy places the organism in Eukaryota, Viridiplantae, Streptophyta, Magnoliopsida, Amborellales, Amborellaceae. The record is from RefSeq and is a predicted model, not a curated record. Gene Ontology annotation, molecular function: protein binding.